Messenger RNA from Dracunculus medinensis (Guinea worm), 903 nucleotides. Lineage: Eukaryota; Metazoa; Nematoda; Chromadorea; Rhabditida; Dracunculidae. The record is from the annotation of a GenBank genome assembly.
AAAAGAAAAAAAAUUUGCCGCUCUACAGAAAAAUUUAUUUUAGGUAGCGUUUUAAGCAUGUCCUUCGGUAUUUUUGUUAUCAUUCCACAUGUUGUUACUAUCGCUGGACCAUUGGCCAUGUUAUCAUUGCUUCUGGCUUUUAUUGUCAUGAUUGUAUCAGUAAUGCAUGUUAAUGAAUUGAUGAGUUCAAUGCCAAAAACUUGCUUACUUUAUAAUUUUAUUUAUGCAUGUUUCGGUGAAUUACCAGCUUUUUUUACUGCUUGGACUGCCUUAUUGGAUUUUAUUAUUAUUUUAGUCAUUAUCGCCAAAAGUUGGAGUGAUCAUACGAAAUUAUUAUUUGGCGGAUUCUUUCAUGAAUAUUUGGUCAUUAAACUAUCAUUCUCAGUAAAUAAUGAAAUUCUGGAAGAUGAAAUCGAUGGAUUUGCAAUGCUUAUUAUCAUUUUUUCUAUCGUGAUAUUAUGUUGUAAUCUGAGGGUGUCGGGAACGAUAGCGUUUGUGAUGCUUAUUGUGUCAGGUUUAGCAACAAGCAGUACUAUACUCGUCGGUUUCUUCAAUGCCAAUCCAAACUAUUGGCUUUCAUCAAAAUUUUUUCAACGUGGAAUGCAUGGGGUAUUUUAUUUAUUUUAUUUAUUUAUAUUAGCACUUACCUCUCUUUUAGAAGAGACUCACAAUCCGAGAAGACGAUUGCCUUUUAUUUUUUCCUUCAUUACCUUCCUAUAUUCAUUAUUAAUCUUUAUUACUAUUAUGAUAUUUACUUUAACAAAUGAUUCAACGAAUUUCUCUAUUCAAAUGUUACCCGAUAUCUUCAAUAAUGUUAAAAUACCCGCUGCAAGGUUUAUUUUCUUUAAAUUAUUUCAUUGGAUGCAAAAAAAAAUUCUCAAAUUUUUUUUUAAAUUUUAUUAA